Messenger RNA from Tetrahymena thermophila SB210, 1494 nucleotides. RefSeq lists its product as hypothetical. Lineage: Eukaryota; Ciliophora; Oligohymenophorea; Hymenostomatida; Tetrahymenidae. The record is from RefSeq and is a predicted model, not a curated record. The transcript has 2 exons.
AUGGCUUUUCCAAAACUAAAAACUAAAGGAGUAAUUUUAAAGAUUUAGAAUUCAAAUAUAGAAAGUAAUUCUUCAUUAAAAGAAAGUCAUAUUGCUUCUGCAAGUCAUAUAAAUAAUAGUUAAGUACAUAAUAAAAUAAAAUACAGAAUUAAUUAGGACUAUUAAAAAGCUUUUGAAAAUUAUUAAGAAAGAGAGCCAUAAAAGAUAAAGCCUAAACCAUUUUAAAAGACUUAAGUAUUUCAUCUAUUUUAAUAAUUAGAAGAUGAUUUGAAUAAUUAAGUCUCAAAUUUGUCUCAACCUAAAAAGGAUUAAAAACUGGAAGGUUCUACUUAGCUUUAAAAUUAGUUUAACAUACAUUUGGCUUUUAAAAAAUAAGAAAAGGAAAUCAAAAAAUGUGACUACUUUUAUCAAGAAAAGAUUAAGUUUUAAAAUUUAUUCCAUGAAAACUCUUUUUAAAGUUCCACUGAAAAUGAAAUUUUAAAUAAAUCUGAUUAAAAUAUAAAGUAAACUCUCAAAAGAUUAGAAUAAAUCAAUGAUCUAAAAUUUGAACCCAAUUAUCACCAUAAUUUAAAGAAAAAUUAAGAUUUGAUAAAUAAAGAAGUAUCCAAAGUUAUAAAAACAGAAAAUAAUAGUUAUUUAAAUGAUGGUAAACAUCAGCUUUUACCUUAAUUAAUAAAUUUUAAGGCAAAUAGAAGUCAUAGUCCUAAAAGAGUUAAUGAAGAUUAAAGCUAAAUAGAUGAAUAAUCUAAAAAUAUUUCAGAACAAUCAUAAAACUUAAAGUAGAAGUAAAUUUAUAUAUAAAAUAAAUAAGAUUCCUACGUAAUCAAAAAAUUAAAAAAAUAAAUGAUUGAUUAUUUGGAUGAAAUAAUUGAAAAUUUUGUGAAAGAUGUACAAAUUUCCUAAAAUGAUAUUUGUGGAAUUCAUUAAGCUGUUAUUUAGCUAAUUACUAGAAUAUUUGUUUUGAGAGAAAUAUCAACUACUUAGCUAAAAAAUGUCAUAGAAGCUAUUGAUAGCCUUUACUUUUGUAAGAAGAGUAAUCCGCUAAUUAAAAUUAUUAAUUAACAAAUAAAAAAUUCUAAAAUUUAAGAAGCAAGCAAAGUUGCAUACAAAGACCUUUGCUAGAUUUUAAGCACAGAGCUGACAUAAUUAAAUAAUAACUAUCUCAAAUAGAUUAACUAAUUAAUUUAUUAGAGAGAUUAAUUUAGUGAAAAAAUAAAGAGCUUAUAUCAAAUUUCAACAUCGCAAAGUAUAUCGUAAGGAGAAAAACUAAAAUAAGAAAUUAAUUUAAAGCAGUUAGAUGAUACAUUCAAGCAAGUAGAAAGUAUAAAAUAAAAUUAAUAAGCAUCAAAAUAGUAAAUUAUGCAAACAAUUUCUGAAAUAUUUGAUCAAAAAAGUAGAAAUAACACUAAAAGUUAUGAAAAUAAAUGCAAAAAUAAUCUGUUAGAAGAAGAAGAAGAAAAUAGUAAAUUAGAAGAUUAUUUAGGCUAAUAAUGA